Messenger RNA from Colletotrichum gloeosporioides, 1569 nucleotides. RefSeq lists its product as uncharacterized. NCBI's taxonomy places the organism in Eukaryota, Fungi, Ascomycota, Sordariomycetes, Glomerellales, Glomerellaceae. The transcript is spliced from 2 exons. Gene Ontology annotation, biological process: carbohydrate metabolic process. Gene Ontology annotation, molecular function: beta-galactosidase activity. Bases 1 to 1569 code for a protein of 522 amino acids. The record is from RefSeq and is a predicted model, not a curated record. Gene Ontology annotation, cellular component: beta-galactosidase complex.
AUGGAUCCUUACGGCCCCCAUUCCAGCAUCGUCCUCAGAGAUGGCGUCUUUCAUCUCUCUGUCGACCAGGAGCCCUUCCUAAUCUUGGGAGGCGAGCUGGCUGCUUCUUCCACCAGUUCCGCCGCUUACAUCUCCCGUCUUUGGGAGAAGCUCCGUGACACCGGCGCCAACACGGUCUUCGCGCCCAUCUCGUGGGGAGUCAUUGAACCCGUCGAGGCAUCCUACGAUUUCUCAGCUCUCGAUGCUCUCAUCGCCCAGUCAAGCGCCAAUGGACUGCGUGUAGUGAUCCAAUGGUUUGGAUCGCUGAAGGGAGACCCGACGGACAAUUUGUCCGACCAUGCCCCCUCUUGGAUCAAGCUUGAUACCAGCCGCUUCCCGCGCACCAAGAUCCGCGACGAGGUGGUUGAUGACGACGGCGAGAUCAUCGGUCAGAACACACGCACCAUCGACGCUGUUUCCAUCUUCAACCCGGAGCUCGCCCGCGUCGAGCAGCGAGCGGUCGUCGCUUUGGCGAACCACGUUCGAAAGAUUGACCUCAAGAACACCAUCAUUAUGGUUCAACUUGCCGGCUGUGUUGGCCUUACCAGGGACACCCGGGACUGCAGUCCCCGCGCAACCGCUGCCUUCGACGCAGACGUCCCCCGGGAUAUGGUCGCCCAUUACCGAGCAUUGGGCUCGGCAAUGGCUGCAAAUGAGAGAGUAUCGUGGGACCAACUCGGUAUGGAUGUCGAGGCUGGAGAGGGUUUCUUCACUAGUUACCACUUCGCUCGCUACAUCGACAGCCUGGCGAUCGUUGUCAAGAAGGCUCUGAGUGUUCCUGUUUUUACCACCAUGCCGGUCAAGCGCAUCCUCCAUGGCGCCCCCCAGACCACCGGAACCGUAGCCAUUUGGAAGACGUUCGCCUCGCACAUCGAUUUCUGGGCCCCCAGCGCCAAUGACGCUCCUUACCACGACGUUUGUCAGACUGCCGCAGAUAACAAGCACCCCCUGCUGGUCGUUGACCAUCCCCGAAGCCAGGGCCGAGCAGAAGAUAUGUGGACUGCUUUCGGCAGCUACGGCGCCAUUGGUGUCGUUAUCAAGGACCUGGAGAAGAUCGCUUCCGCGCCGUCUCAAGUUCCGAAGUCCUUCAAGCUGAUCCGCGACAUCUCGCCCAUCCUUCUCAACGCUCGGUCUGCCCACCGCAAGACCAUCGGCUUCAACCUGAGCCCCGCCAACAUCUCCGGCCUCGCCGCAAAGGCGUCCGUCACCACUGCCCUUUACAGCCUCCAGAUCACCAUCGAGCGUCUAGGAGAUGGAUAUCACGGCGGCGGCUGUGGCUUGCUGAUCGAGCAGCCCGGAUCCAAGAUCCUUCUCAUCGGCUACGGCUUUCAGGCCAAGGCGAAGUCUGUCUCUCCUCGCGAGGUACUCACCCGAGUCCUCGAGUUCAUUAAGCAAGAAGUUGAGGCCAAUGGUGCCCUUCGCUCGCUUCGUCACUUCUGUGGUGAGGAGACGAACAGCGGCCGCGCUGCGCGUAUGCCUCCCAUCGAGCCGAUGAUCGCGCAGGUCCAGUUUUACACCCUCGUGGAGUGA